Penicillium chermesinum is the source of this 1284-nucleotide messenger RNA. RefSeq lists its product as uncharacterized. Lineage: Eukaryota; Fungi; Ascomycota; Eurotiomycetes; Eurotiales; Aspergillaceae. The coding region runs from base 1 to 1284 and encodes 427 amino acids. The record is from RefSeq and is a predicted model, not a curated record. Gene Ontology annotation, biological process: protein phosphorylation; regulation of mRNA processing; spliceosomal complex assembly. Gene Ontology annotation, molecular function: ATP binding; protein kinase activity. The transcript has 3 exons.
AUGUCCACCUUCACUCCCCCGAAGUCAGAUAAGAUGAGUCGGGAUACAGACGCAUCCAACGACUCUCGAACAUCGACCAUGAUAAGGCCUGGCAAGCCUCAGUACAGGCUUGUUGAAGACGUUGAAGACUUGCACAGAUACUGCCCCGGAGGAUAUCAUCCUCUAGAGAUUGGAGACGACCUGGACGAGGGCCGAUACCGACUGGUUGACAAACUCGGGUAUGGGGGAUACUCGACUAUAUGGCUAGCCCGUGACCUACGGACGGCCAGGUAUGUGGCAGUGAAGGCCAUUACCGGUGAUGCUAGCACCUACACUCCUGAGGCUAGUCUUUUAUGUUCUCUUGGGAACUCGCCACCUGGACCGGGAAGUGAGAUCCUUCCACGACUCUUGGACGAAUUCUGGAUUGCUGGGCCCAAUGGGAAGCAUAGAUGUAUCGUCACUCCACCAGCACGUAUGAGCUUGUUCGAUGCUAAAGAGGCAUCGACUUUUGGUCUUUUUCGGCCCAACGUUGCGCGGUCAAUUAUUGCCCAGCUUAUUCGUGGGGUUGUAUUCCUUCACAGCCGAGACAUUAUACAUGGUGGCAACAUCCUAGUUCAGUUUCCUAAAGUGAUCGAUAGCUUUUCUACCCCAGAGCUAUACAAGAAAUUCGGUGAGCCACAUUCCGAAGCUGUUAUUCGUCUUGAUGGCAAGCCAUUGUCGAAUGGUGUACCCGCACGCAUGUUCGUUCCGGGCUGGUUCGGCGUUCGCAGCGAUGAUAUUUUUCUUGGAGAAGAGAAGAUCACCCUUAGCGACUUUGGAGAAUCUUUCAACCCACACAAAACGGUCAGGUUCUCCUCGAAGACCCUUCCCCUCCUGCAGCCACCCGAGGCCAGAUUUUCUGACAAAUCGCUCUCCUUUGCCUCGGACAUUUGGACCCUUGCCUGUACCAUCUGGGAGGUUUUUGGCCAGCGGCCUUUGUUUGAGGCCUUUUCGCCACUCCGGACCCAAGUAGAAACCCUCGGCGUCUUACCUCCUGAGUGGUGGGGAAAGUGGAGUGGAAGACGGAAAUGGUUCAACGAAGAGGGCGAGCUGGAUUUGAAGAAAACGUCUAGAGGUCAUGAUGGCGUGCGCAUGACCUGGGACCAGAGAUUUGACUACUGCAUACAGGAGCCUCGGGGCGGAGGCGGGCCUAGAAACCGUGGCGGAGAGAGAGGAGGGCGUUCAAGGCGAUGCUUCUGUCGAUGCUGGCCUUCCGGCCAAAUGAAAGAGCGACAGCACAACAGGUUUUGUGCUCAGAAUGGAUGA